Messenger RNA from Suillus fuscotomentosus, 1799 nucleotides. Its product is annotated as Ndufs2, NADH:ubiquinone oxidoreductase 49 kd subunit. The coding region runs from base 69 to 1415 and encodes 448 amino acids. Lineage: Eukaryota; Fungi; Basidiomycota; Agaricomycetes; Boletales; Suillaceae. The record is from RefSeq and is a predicted model, not a curated record. Gene Ontology annotation, molecular function: NAD binding; NADH dehydrogenase (ubiquinone) activity; quinone binding. Gene Ontology annotation, biological process: mitochondrial electron transport, NADH to ubiquinone. The transcript is spliced from 13 exons.
CGUUGACGAACCUCAUCACAAUCUCCUUCCUGCGAGAAAGUCACCCUUCGUCUCCAUCGACGACGGUUAUGGCCAGUACACUCCUGCGGCGGCAACUUGCGCUGCCGAGGCGCUCCCUUUUGCGCUCAUUCUCCUCCUCAGUCGCCCGUCGUCAGCCAGAGGUCGUACAACCCGAUACCAAUGGAACAAACAAUUUGUAUCAGACUCAUACGGUAGAAGACUUACAAGGCAUGAGCGCGGCAGAAAUUCUGAAAGAGACCGGGACAAGAGCAGACGCGAAGUUGCGGCACUUUACUGUGAACUUCGGCCCCCAACACCCUGCUGCUCACGGGGUGCUGCGAAUGAUCUUGGAAUUGAAUGGAGAGGAAAUUCUGCGCGCUGAUCCGCAUGUUGGUCUCCUCCACCGAGGAACUGAAAAGCUGAUUGAGUACAAGACAUAUGUCCAAGCUCUUCCCUACUUCGAUCGGCUCGACUAUGUUUCCAUGAUGACCAACGAACUAUGCUACUCGCUCGCAGUCGAAAAGCUCCUCAAUAUCGAGGUUCCCGAACGUGCAAAGUGGAUUCGUACCUUGUUUGGUGAAAUCACGCGUAUCCUUAGUCACUUGAUGGCUGUCUUAUCCCAUGCCAUGGACGUUGGUGCUCUUACCCCCUUCUUGUGGGGCUUUGAAGAACGCGAAAAGCUCAUGGAGUUCUAUGAGCGUGUAUCUGGUGCUCGACUCCACGCCGCCUACGUCCGUCCCGGUGGUGUCGCCUUUGACAUCCCGCACGGUCUCCUGGAGGAUAUACACAUAUGGGCAACGCAAUUCUCUUCUCGUGUCGAUGAAAUCGAAGAAGUCGUGACCGGCAACAGAAUAUGGAAACAGCGAACUGUCGGGAUUGGUGUAGUAACUGCCAAGGAAGCCCUGGAUUACGGCUUCACGGGUGUCAUGCUACGAGGUAGUGGUAUCCCUUGGGAUUUAAGAAAAGUGCAGCCUUAUGACAAAUAUGAUGAGGUUGAAUUCGAUGUCCCGGUCGGAAAGAAUGGUGAUUGUUACGACCGGUACCUUUGCAGAGUCCAGGAGUUCCGCGAGUCACUGCGCAUCAUCCACCAGUGUUUGAACAAAAUGCCGAUAGGCGUCAUCAAGGUAGACGACAACAAACUCGUUCCACCACCCCGUGCUUCGAUGAAAGAAAGUAUGGAGGCACUGAUUCAUCACUUCAAGCUUUUCAGCGAAGGCUACUCAGUACCACCAGGUGAGACUUACAACGCCAUUGAGGCUCCUAAGGGAGAGAUGGCUGUUUACCUGGUCUCGGACGGUACCAAUCGCCCAUACCGAUGCAAAAUUCGUGCUCCCGGCUUUGCCCAUCUCGCGGGUUCAGACUUCAUGAUGAGACAUGUGAGAUCAACAAAUAUGAUCCUACCAUUGAACCACUAACUGUUCCUCCUUCUAUAGCACAUGCUUGCUGACGCUGUCGCCAUCAUCGGUACUAUGGAUCUUGUGUUUGGUGAGGUGGACCGAUAGACACUGCCUACCAAUGUAUACCAUGGUUCUUUUAAUAUACAGUGAUAUCAUGCGCUUGAACUGAUGAUUACCUCGGGUUAUUGAAACAAUUCGUGACCCUCGGUUCUCAAAAACGCACUUAAUGUGCACUCACAAACUUGUCUCGCAAUCUCCAGAUGGCCUUCACUUUUGCCGUUCGGUACUCAAUGCAAGGUUUUGACACGGUCCACGUACUUGCUGUUUGCUCAGAUAAAGAAAAUACCUUUGGACGAGUAUGCGGAUUGAGGAUGAGUGGUAGCGGUUGGAACGAGCUACCUC